Messenger RNA from Conger conger (European conger), 1055 nucleotides. RefSeq names its product tropomyosin alpha-1 chain-like. The transcript has 9 exons. Gene Ontology annotation, biological process: actin filament organization; muscle contraction. Bases 159 to 1013 code for a protein of 284 amino acids. Gene Ontology annotation, molecular function: actin filament binding. Lineage: Eukaryota; Metazoa; Chordata; Actinopteri; Anguilliformes; Congridae. The record is from RefSeq and is a predicted model, not a curated record. Gene Ontology annotation, cellular component: actin filament.
UUUGCACUCUCUCUCUCUCUUUCCCUCCCUCUUCCUCUCUCUCUCCCUCUAUAUCUUCUCCCUUCUUCCCCCUCUCUGUUUUAAGCGGAACAGGCCCUGCUGCUGCUCUCGUACAGAACUCUGCUGUCCCCCACACGGUUAGGAGCCCACACGUCAACAUGGAGGCCAUCAAGAAGAAGAUGCAGAUGCUGAAGCUGGACAAGGAGAACGCCAUCGACCGCGCGGAGCAGGCCGAGUCCGACAAGAAGGCUGCAGAGGACAAGAGCAAGCAGCUGGAGGAGGAGCUCAACACGUUGAAUAAGAAGCUGAAGGGGACGGAGGAUGAGCUGGACAAGUACUCCGAGUCCCUGAAGGACGCGCAGGAGAAGCUGGAGCUCUCUGAGAAGACCGCCACCGACGCAGAGUUGGACGUAGCCGGGCUGAACCGCAGGAUCCAGCUGGUGGAGGAGGAGCUGGACCGGGCCCAGGAGAGGCUCGCCACCGCCCUGCAGAAACUGGAGGAGGCCGAGAAAGCUGCUGACGAGAGCGAGAGGGGUAUGAAGGUAAUAGAGAACAGGGCGAUGAAGGAUGAGGAGAAGAUGGAAAUCCAGGAGCUGCAGCUGAAGGAGGCCAAGAACAUCGCCGAGGACGCCGACCGCAAAUACGAGGAGGUGGGACGUAAGCAGGUGAUUCUGGAAGGGGAGCUGGAGAGGGCUGAGGAGAGAGCAGAGGUCUCAGAGCUGAAGUGCAGUGACCUGGAGGAGGAGCUGAAGAAUGUCACGAACAACCUCAAGUCCCUUGAAGCGCAGUCAGAGAAGUACUCCGAGAAAGAGGACAAGUAUGAGGAGGAGCUCAAAGUCCUCAGUGACAAGCUGAAAGAGGCAGAGACCAGGGCAGAGUUUGCGGAGAGGACAGUCGCUAAACUGGAAAAGAGCAUCGAUGAUCUGGAAGAUGAACUGUACGCUCAGAAGCUGAAGUACAAGGCCAUCAGCGAGGAGCUGGACCACGCCCUCAACGACAUGACCUCUUUGUAGAUGACCUUUCACCCUUCACCCCUGAUCUCUGCUCAGGAGGAG